GACCUUGGUUUGCUAUAAAAAUGGUAAAUAUCUACAACAUACAGCAAUAGGGAGGAUACUUUAUUGUAGAAAGAGAGAGGGAUGGAUAGAUGAAAGGAUUGAUUGAUGCACACGGGGGAUGGUAUCGAUCUCAAGAAACACCACGUCAAGAACUCCAACCGUACUUCCCCCAAGUCUGACAACGUUUACUUGGCUUUAUUGGUCAAGCUUUACCGUUUCCUUGCUCGUCGUACUGAUGCUAAAUUCAACAAGGUCGUCUUGAAGCGUCUCUUUAUGUCUCGUGUCAACCGUCCUCCCGUCAGUCUUUCUCGUGUUGUUCGCAGCGCCAAGGGUAACAACACCGUCGUCGUUGUCGGUACCGUCACUGAUGACAGCCGUCUCCUUGAAGUCCCCAAGCUCUCUGUUGCUGCCCUUCACUUCACCAAGACCGUCAAGGCCCGUAUCUUGAAGGCUGGUGGUGAAUGUUUGACCUUGGAUCAAUUGGCUCUCCGUGCUCCUACUGGUGCCAACACUAUCCUCAUCCGUGGUGCUAAGAACGCUCGUGAAGCUGCCAAGCACUUUGGUUUCGGUCCUCACAAGAACAAGAAGCCCUAUGUCCGUUCUGAAGGUCGCAAGUUCGAACGUGCUCGUGGUAAGCGUUCUUCUCGUGGUUUCAAGGUCUAA
Messenger RNA from Rhizopus microsporus ATCC 52813, 663 nucleotides. Its product is annotated as 60S ribosomal protein L18. Gene Ontology annotation, cellular component: cytosolic large ribosomal subunit; ribosome. Gene Ontology annotation, molecular function: structural constituent of ribosome; RNA binding. The transcript has 3 exons. Bases 106 to 663 code for a protein of 185 amino acids. Gene Ontology annotation, biological process: translation. The record is from RefSeq and is a predicted model, not a curated record. Lineage: Eukaryota; Fungi; Mucoromycota; Mucoromycetes; Mucorales; Rhizopodaceae.